Messenger RNA from Nematostella vectensis (starlet sea anemone), 1254 nucleotides. Its product is annotated as glutathione S-transferase Mu 2. Bases 132 to 815 code for a protein of 227 amino acids. Gene Ontology annotation, molecular function: glutathione transferase activity. Gene Ontology annotation, biological process: glutathione metabolic process. The record is from RefSeq and is a predicted model, not a curated record. Lineage: Eukaryota; Metazoa; Cnidaria; Anthozoa; Actiniaria; Edwardsiidae. The transcript has 11 exons.
AAAAGUACGGGAAAGCUCAACGUAAUGCCACCCCUAUCAUUACACUGGUCCAUCACAAUCCAGCCGUCUUCUAACACUGUGUUACUGCACAACACACUAAUAACACUCGUACUAAAGCUUCAUCCUCGAUCAUGGCACCGAUUUUCGGAUACUGGAAACUAAGAGGGCUGGCGGAAGGAGUGCGUUACCUUCUCGCCUACACCAACACGGAAUACGAACGGAAGGAUUACGUGACAGGAGAUGCGCCAGACUUUAACAAGGACGGCUGGUUAUCUGAAAAAGAAAAUAUAGGGCUAUUGCUUCCAAACCUGCCCUAUUAUAUUGACGGAGAUAUCAGGCUAACGCAAACAAGCGCAAUUAUGAGGCAUAUUGCGAGACAACAUGAUCUGUGUGGAAAAACCGAAGAAGAAAAAUGUCUCUGCGACAUGAUCGACUAUGAGAUAAAGGACUUUUUCCCGGGAUUUUUCAAGGCUACGUACUUCACAAAUAAUUUCGAAGAGGAUAUCAAGGUUUACCUGAAGGGAAUCCGAACUCUCGUCAAACGCUUUGCAAACUUCUUGGGCACAAACCCUUACUUUGCCGGACAGAAUUUGACUUUUGCUGACUUUAACGUUUGGGAGGCGCUGGACCAGCUUCGAACACUGGAUCCGACUAUUCUUGACGGUCACGACAAUCUUAAGGGAUUCAUGAAGAGAAUACAGGAACUACCCGGUGUCAGGGAGUACAUGGCCUCAGAGUUUUACCACAGCCUUCCCAUCAGCAACAAAAUGGCCAAGUGGGGCACUCAGCCCAACCCACCACCCGUCAAGCUAUGAUACGGCUUUGUCAAAGGGAUUUUGAGUACAAUGCAUGGAUAGUUCAAUAACUAAUACUUGUGUGUUGUACGUAGUUCGUCAAAGGGUGCAGUGAAAUAGAAGACGCUUCUUUUAAAAAUCAACAAUGUAUUUAAAAAGGGGUUUGUUGUUGAUUAUGUUAUUUUGAUUACGGUAGAGGAAGAUUAGAGGCCGGAUGCUGUCAGAAUUUUCUUGUACAUUCUCUGUAACUCCCUUCGUCUGUCCGUUGCAUUACUCCACGUUCGCCAUUCUGAAUGUAUAUGAAGGCUUUUAGGGUAUAUAAGUACACUCCCCGGUAGUACUCACUAGCAGUGUAAUUAAAUUGUUGCAAAUCGCUUAUUUACCAGGUUCUAUUAUGCAGGUAACUUAACCAUGCAGUCAAAAGUGACCUUGUGGUUGAUUAAAAAAAUCUUGAUUGCCA